This is a messenger RNA of Microbotryum saponariae, 2994 nucleotides long. NCBI's taxonomy places the organism in Eukaryota, Fungi, Basidiomycota, Microbotryomycetes, Microbotryales, Microbotryaceae. The record is from the annotation of a GenBank genome assembly.
AUGAUGAACGUUUUCUACAAAAAAAAAAAGCUCUUCAAGGCGCUGCCAACCUACUUUGCUCCCAAGCUGUUGGACUUGUUCAACUCGAUUUGGGAGGGCGGCAAAAUGACGGCGUCCUUGGCAGAGGGGCUGGUGCGGCUCUUGCCCAAGAAUAAACCGGGGGCCAAUCUGAAAUCACUGGGGGCAUACCGACCGAUCACAUUGCGCGAGACGACCUACAAGGUCCUCAGCAAGGUCUUGGUGGCGCGACUCAAUGGGGUGCUCGGCGAGCUUUUGCCGCCGGCGCAACACGGUUUCAUGCCAUCAAGACGUUCAGCGGACGCGGGAAGUCAUCUCACUCUCCUUCUCGAAAAACUCAAGUCGCUAGGCACUGAUGUUUUCCCCGAGGGCGCCCUCUUGUCUUUGGAUCAGCAGAGCGCGUACGAUCGGGUCGAUCACGCCUGGAUCUUCGAGGUCUUUGAGGCCUUUGGGUUCGGUGAGCGUUUCAUCUCGCUGCUGCGCGCUCUCUACGAUCCCGAGACUCUGGGGGUGCGCUACCUUGUCAAUGGGUUCCCCACGGACUUGGUGCGGUUGCUGUGUGGUCUCGGUCAGGGGGAUCCCCUCUCGUGCCCGGUUUGGAACAUCACGUACCAGCCCUUCCUCGACGCCCUCGUUCGGCGCGGGAUCGCGCUCGACCUGCAGAAGGUGUGGCCAGGGGGGCCGCGUGCGCAGCUUACGCAUCUGGCGUUUGCCGACGAUGCUGUGGUGGUGGUGGAGUCACCGGCGGCAUUGUCGAAGCUGCAAACGCUGUCGCAGACGUGGUACGAGGCUACCAACGGGAAGACCAACACGGACAAGACGCUGGUGCUACCACUCGGACCGAACUGGCUUCGGGACGAGACUGCGCAGGCGCUGCCAACGGUGCAGGAGGGGGAGAGCUUCAAGUGGUGCGGCUAUGCCUUCUUUCGCCACGGUGACUCGAAACUGUUUUGGACCCAUGUUCUUGACAGGAUCAAGGCCAAGGCCCGCGCCGCUCGAGACCGGACACUUUCGCCGAGUGGGAAGGUUUUCUAUGCCAACGCUCACAUCAUCUCGACGGUCCUCCACGUGCUGUCCUUCGACAUACCGCCUCAAUGGUUCAUUAAGGCGGCGGAGACGGCACUUACGGACUUUGUCUGGGGAGGAGCAGGGCGAAAUACCGUCGCUCGCGAUUUCGUGUUCCAGGCUCGGGAGGACGGUGGCUUGGGUUUGAUUUCGAUUGGCGACAUCGUUCAUUCGGUGGCGCUUCGAUUUUGGGAUGCUGUGGCGGGCUCGGACGAGGCGAUCUGGGCGCCCCUAGCUCGCGAGAGCUGGAGGUCCCUCGUCGCUGCGACCCGCGAUUUCAGUCCGUGGGGGUUCUUCAGCAGCACGGCUCGGGUCGAGAAGCUGUAUCGCGACUCGACGCGCUGGGGGGCAGUCGUUGCAGCGGCCAGGGUCACAGUUCCAACCAUCAAGUCCGAACUCCUUACGCUUCCCGAAUUGCUCUCGCUUCCGCCUCGCCUCCCUUCACUCUAUGCUGAAGGUGCCCAGCACGCAUAUGACGAUGCGGACGCGGUGGCGAAGUUUGCGCAGAUCGCGGACCUGUACUGGAGGGACGAAGGGAAGGGAUGGGCUCUGGUUGGUCAUCGACGCGGGUUCUGGCAGCACUCUAAGGAACCCGCCCUACAGCACGAGCACGUGUGGUCGCGCGUGGGUCAGUUGCUCAAGGCGAAAGCGUUGCUGCCCGAGACCGCGUUGCGACCUGCUCGGAUACCUCUCAAGGAGGCUCCCCGUCCUCGGUGCUUCAACUUCUUUGGGCUCUCCCGACCUUUUACGAUUCGCAAGCUUCGUCGGCUUGUGAACAAGGUGCGGUUCCCAGGGAGGGAGGACCGUGUCAAGCGUUUCCCUGAUGGGACUUCUCAGAGCGAUAGGAAGCGCUUCUGGAGAUGGCUUCAUGACCGGUUCGCGUCUGCUGUCGAGCAGGACACCCACUGGCGGCUCAUGUACGACGUGACGCCGACGCGCAAGAGGCAGCAUACUCAGGGUCAUGCCUCUUCGCCGACGUGUCUGUUCUGUGGCAACGAUGCAGCGGUCAUCGAGACGGUGUCCCACUACUUUUUCGAGUGCGCGUACUCGACCAGCUUCUGGGGUGGGGUGCUACGCAUUCUGCUUGACAAGCUCGGCAUCGAGGAUACCGACGUCGAUCCGUCGACGUUCACUCCGGAGCAGCUGACUAUGGGGCUCCCCCUUUUGCGGGGUCGUGGGAGAACGACCUCGAAAUGGAUGUGGGUUCGGCUGGCCUGCGCGAUCGGCUUCCAGCGGCUGCACUUGCUCCGCUGGCGCGUUCAUCAGCGGUUCGAGCUGGACAACGUCGUGGCCCCUCCCUCGCUUCCCAGUGCGCUCAGAGCGUUCGAGCGAGAUUUUCUCUCUCGAGCGGGUUUUGUGCCUGGGGUUCGAGAUUGGGAGGUGUGAUGACCGAGUUAAGUCCUUCCUUCCCAUUUUCCUCCCCUCCUUUCCUCCCUUCCUUUUCGGUCAGAAGCUGACUGUCUUGAAACUUGUUGCGCAGUGGAAGGCUGCGCACCUCUCCCUCUCUCUACUUUGCGCAGUAGCGAUUUUCGUUCUUGGAUGGAUCGGCAAGCCGGGUCGAUCGUCGUUGCGUUGGAGGCUUUGUGAAGUUCUCCCCUCUCUUUCCCCUUUCUCCCUUCCCUUCCUCUUCUCGUUCCUGUUGCUCGGUUGUUGACUACGCUUCAGCCACUUCUCCUUUUAUUCCUAAGCCGUGUGUUGGAUUCCGUCGAAUAGAUCGUUCGUUCGCGUUGGUCAAGAUCUACGGCAUGGAUCGGGAAGAAAGGUCGCUCGUUUUUUUGGUCAAUAUCCUCGCGUCAAGGCGAGGCUUGUUUCGUUGUAUUGGAUCGUUUUCGCUCGGCCCCGACGGCUCAACAGCCAGCACUCGAGACUCAGCCAAGGGAGGACAUCAGGCGCUGUCGGGGUGACGAGUAG